GUCGGUCGCAUGCUACAUCCUGUCUGUUCGGCAACCUUCAUCAGAGUAACGUGCCAAAAUGAAAUCAUUGCUGUAUCAUCGCCAUAAGUCUAAGCAGGGACACAAUCGACCAAACAUUGUAAUGCGAAGUGCUUGAGCAAAACACAAGCGUUCGGGCGAUGCAAGGACAUCAAGCAGAAAAACACCCAGCUAGAGCAAACACAACACGGCAAGCACGUGGAGACCUUCGUGUGGCAGUGAACACGGGAGACACACGCAUAUCGCAGACACUCGCAAGCAGUCAGGCAUGCACACAUACACAGACUCCAUGCACAACACACGCAACAUCAUGCACAUGGCAUGCAGAUCCACCGCGGCCCGCCAACUCACUGCCCAGAGGCGUGGCUGGUGUGAGGCCUGUGUGGGCCUGUUAGCCAUAAUCAAUUUAAUCAGCCUUUCUCAGCCAUUCAAUCAUUGUACACAAAUUACUGAAAUAAACAUACCAACCUACGACGUGUACACACAUCGCCAUACACUCGUCCGUAUAUGCCCAGAUAUAGACAUAGUACUUCAAUAAAUAAAAACAUGUUGCAGACAGAACUGACACCACAGAUGUGCAAUCCUCAAAACGGGGUAAGAUCCUCAACAUUCAUUAUGGCGCCUUUCAUGUUGUGUCCUUCUUUCUUUUUCCCUUUUUUGUCGCCCACUCCCCCUCUGCCUGUCUGUCUGUCUGUCUGUUUCCCUGCAUGCUUCUUUCUGUGUCUCCCUAUCGCCUUUUCCUGCCUGCCACCCUCUAUGCCUCCUCUUUUUGUGUCAUUGUCAAGUGACCACGCUUACGAAGAGAUACAUUAUCGUCAGUUUCGAAUAUUUGAGACAGCCACCCCCCACCUCUCACUGUCUGUCUUUUGAACGGGCGGUGGCACAAGCAGCCCCUUUGUUGUCCCUUCUUGUUCGCCGCGACCCUGCUACGCCGUUGUUAUAUCACGACACACCGCACAGGCAUUUGUGUGCUUUGUGCUACUCACCUUAUCCCAGUUGACCAGGUCCCACCAUGCAGCCGGCAGAUAUGGCAUUGGUCCGCCUGCACAGAUCCAUUAAGAAGAAGACCAAUAGUUUGUUUGCUAAUCAUCAUGUCUGCUACCGUAGAGCACGACCGCAUUAAUAUUAUUUCCACCCAGCACCACAUCAUUAUAGCCAUCCCCGUUAAUGUCGCCCCUGCAUGUGGUGUGUGAGGGACAAAAGUGACAACAGGAGAUCGCAAUUUGUCUUCUUACCCUUGACUGGGAAAGCAGGUCUUUUCAUCCGAAGUCGGGUUACCAUAGCGAAUACGAAAGCCAUUUGUGCCGUCCAGAGCGGCAGAUCGAAAUCGAUCGCACGGGUCGCAGUCGCCUGCCAUGCCGAGUUGCCGAAUACGAUAUAGCACUGCCAUUGGGGAUCGGCUGAAUGCGACAAUUGAUCACACAGGGACUGUCGCAUGUCGUUUUGUCUCUUCUUACUGUGCAAGUCGCCGCCAGAGAUGGCGAAAUCAGGUAUAUUGUCACCUACAGCAUACAGUCGGAGACACGGACACACAGGAGACGUCAUUUAUUCGCUUAUAGCACACGCCUGCGGUCGUACCAUUGAAGUCUCCCAAUCCCUCGACGUUGAAGCCAACUUCAAUCCGAUCCUGAUGCCAAUCGCUAGUUGUACGCAGGACGGAAUCAUAGAAACGGACACCGUCACUGACAAAUGAGAGAGAGGCGGAUUUUCGCAUAUAGCUUCUUGUGUCCCAUCAGGCUUGCGAUCCCAGUGUAUAUUUCGGUGCACCAAACGACUUAUCCCCGUGCCGCCCAAAGAUCAGGAAAAUCACGCCUGUCGAUUCUCCUGUGUGCUUUUUCGAGUUGUCGGAGAUGAGAAUGUCGUCGAAGCCGUCGUCGUUGACGUCGCCGAUGAAACCGGCGAUCUUUAUGCUGCUAGAGUCAUAGAUGACGACCCCGUCCUCUGAUUCCCGAAUGACGAAUCCUCCUGAGCCGUCGAGGUUGAAGAGGUUGAUGGUUUUGGCCGGCUCUUCCUCGAGACGCCGGACGUUGCUGGCAUUGUCAACGGCCCUCACAGAUGCUUGAAUUUCAAGGCAGAAGAAGCAGAACAGAAGGCCCAGCGAAGCCCGAAACAGUCUGGCCAAUGGCAUGUUUCCUGAGGCACAGCAUGGGAAGCAGACAUACAACACAUGUGCUUCACAUCCAUGACCAUGUCUGCUCACACGACUUGAGGCGGGGGAUGCUGCUCGAAUCGUUGACAGCUGCGCAAGCAGGAAGCGUUCUGCGGAGACUGGG
Molecule: messenger RNA, 2291 nt
Organism: Vitrella brassicaformis
Lineage: Eukaryota; Vitrellaceae
Source: the annotation of a GenBank genome assembly